This is a messenger RNA of Periconia digitata, 1222 nucleotides long. The record is from the annotation of a GenBank genome assembly. NCBI's taxonomy places the organism in Eukaryota, Fungi, Ascomycota, Dothideomycetes, Pleosporales, Periconiaceae.
CGCCCUAUGGAGCCAACCAGCGGAAGCCCCCCAUGCACCAUUUUGACCGCUACAAGUGCGGUAAGGCUGUACCAGCUAGGGCGUCCCCAAAAUUAUCUCGCCCGUUCUUGCGGGUCUGGCGGCCUGCGUGACGGCCAGAGGGCGCGCUGCCAGCCCCCGGCCCCCCGUAAAUUACCCCAAUCCCCCCUACUCGCUCUGGCGGUCAAUCCCCCCCCCAAGCCUGCCUGUAGUCUGUCGGUCCCUUGCACGCACCGCACGCACGCACACCAUCAUCAUCAUCAAUCACCAUCUCCACCGUCCACCACCACCACCUCGCUCCAACCCACGCGAAACCCUUCUCGGCAUCGGCACAGAAACCGCAGUAUGCAGCACCUAGCCACGCCCACCGCACACUCAUUCAUCCAUGGCGGUUCCGCACAUUCCGCCCGCCGCCGUCGCCGUUUGCUAGGCCGUGGCCCGGCGAAUGGUGCGAACCGGGCAGCGUGAUUUGAAUUGCCAGUGCUUUGUUUGCAUUCAUUCACUCAGUCCCUUCAUUCAUUUUUCAAGUUUCAACUCUGGUGUUGGUUCGGCGUGGUACAACCCAUUCCAAAUGCCUGCUCUCUCUCUCUCUCUCUCUCUCUCCGCAAUCUCAAGCCAUCCAUCUCUCGGCCGAUUGACCCUUGGUGACUAACCCACUAGACGACUGACUACUGUAUGUACUGCCUCCUUCUCCGAUCACCCCUCGCCAAGUUUGCUCGCUCCUCGCUCCUCGCUUUGGGAGUCGGUCGGUCGUGGCGGACAAGAGCGGCGGGCGGGCGGCGGACGGUCUGCCGGUUAGCAGAUCCUCAUGGCUGGCUGGCUGGCUGCCUGCACCGCAUCUCUAUUGAUGGAUGCAUGGCUGGCUGGUGUGUACGGUGUACCGUGUAAAUUGCUUUGAAUCCAUCGACACGGUCGUCCUCUUGCUGUAUUCGCUUCCGUGACCGGCCGUCAUGAGGCCCCGCUUCGCAGCUGUAUAGUAAUGCAAAUCUCCAGCUCGCAAUGGCCCCCAGUCCUCUGGUCGAGCACGUCCUUGCCAGCGUUUGCUGGAAGUGGCAUCUGCUGAGAGAACAAAGCCUCCUUGGAGCAUAGACUGUCUUGGUCGUGCCCUCGCUUGCUCAAUCGCUUCCGACCUGGCUGGCUGGCUAGCCAACUGGGUAAAUCGCAACGGCCAUUCCUUUGCUUUCCCUUGACUUCCCUUCCUUUC